Molecule: messenger RNA, 2327 nt
Organism: Python bivittatus (Burmese python)
Lineage: Eukaryota; Metazoa; Chordata; Lepidosauria; Squamata; Pythonidae
Gene: LAS1L
Product: LAS1 like ribosome biogenesis factor
Biological process (GO): maturation of LSU-rRNA; maturation of 5.8S rRNA
Cellular component (GO): preribosome, large subunit precursor; Las1 complex
Molecular function (GO): endonuclease activity
Source: RefSeq, a predicted model, not a curated record
GUUUGCGCUACCGCCUGCGCGGGACUACUGCUCCCCUCAUCCGUAGCUCCCACAGGCGGGGGCAGAAGCGUUUAGCGCGGCGGACGAGGUCGGAGCGGGCCUUCUCUGCCUCGGGCCCGCGUUUUGCGGCGGACGGAAGGCGACCGGUGGAAACAAGCACGCGGGAAUGGGCAGAUCGGUAUCAGAUAGCGCUGGAUCCUAGGAGGGUGAAGAAGAGUUGAGCUUCGACAUCAUGGCUAGCGGUUCCAGAAAUCGAAAGCCAGGAUGGAAACAGGUAGCCAUGGCAUCUCGGUUGAAGAGACCACGGAAUGUCGUUCCUUGGCAGAGCAAGGCUGAAUGGGACCAAGUGAUGGUGGGGCUGUAUUGUGAGGACUGCCAGACGCAGCAAGAUGCACUGGACAGAGUGUCUGUCUGGAAGAGCAGGUUCGGGCACAAGAUGCCUUUAGCUGUGGAAUGCACUGCAGAUCUGAUCCGCUGUAAACUCCUAGAUGCCUCUGGAGUUCUGAAAUCCCAUGAAUUGAUCCUUACAUAUGGCCUAGCACUAGUGAGGUUUGUGAAUCUUAUCACCGAGCGGAAGCAGAAGAUGGUUACCAUUCCACUAAGGCAGCUAGCAAAAGAGCUAAACAUCCCAACCUGGAUUGUGGAUCUCCGUCACGAUCUGACCCAUGGCACCCUUCCCCAGCUGGUUACUUGCCGAAAAGGUUGUGAUACUGUGCUGGACUGGCUUCGGCGCUCAUAUUGGAGCUGCCAGUUGGGCAAUAGUUUAGUUGAAGAAGGUGAAGAGGAAACCGAAGAAUCAUCAGAAACAGAUGGUGAAGAGGAGAUGGACAGCAGUCAAGAAGAUCUAGAGAAGAUGCUAGAUGAGCAGAAACGCCAGGAACUCUGUGGGAAAGUCAGAGAUGUUUUGACUUCCUAUAAAAAUCAGCAACUUGAGGUUCUCAGGCGGCAGCCAAAUAUCAGCCAAGCUUGCAAAGUGUGGAGCACAGCUACUUCAGAGGUGGAGUGGGUUACGGCCCAGGUGAAAGAUUUGUUACAAGAAAACAGGGAAGUUGUGGCUGAGACGUUACUUGAAGACGGCUUUCUCAUUCCAACCGCAGACGCAUUGCAGAUCUUGAGUAUUCGCCCUCAAGAAACUCACAAAUGGGAUUUUAAGAUCCCUCGAGUAUUUCUUCGUUUCUGGCAGCCCCUGCUGAAAGGUUUGCAUUCCAGAAAUUUCACUCAGACUCUGCUGGAGAAAAUGUUUAAUGAGUUGAAGGCACACACAAGGAUCUCAUCUCUUCGGUCUCAGUACCUCAUCAACUGGAUCACAAAAAUUCUGAAGGCCAACUUGCAAGUUAAGAAGAAGUUAAAGUCUUCCAGAGCGAAGAAGAAACAAAGCUGCCUGAGGUUGUUUCACCACCAUAUUUCAUUGCAGUGGCUGAAGCUCCUCAGUGAUUGCCUAGAAGCACCUUGCUGGGCAAGUCCCCAUCUCUUGCAUCUGAUUCUGUUAAGCAUGGAGCCCCCAUUGCCGGAUGAGGCUCAAGAGAAACUUCUCUUCCUCACUUCUAUUUACACCCAAGAAGAUGGCUCCCUUCCCAGUUCUGGCACAACUCUGGACUUUUGCAAGCAGCCCAUUUACACUGUGGAGAGCUUACUGAAGCUCAACACUGCUGCCCACAGAUUCUUGAAGAGAGCAGGGAGGCAAGAGAUGUUGCCAGGAAGGGUUAAAGGGGAAGGUUUGGCUGAGGAGGAGGAGGAAGAAGAGAUGGACAUUCAGUCCCCGUCACAGCAAGAACCUCUCUUCCUGGAGGACCCAGUGGCUUUGGCUGAAAAACGGAAAGCUCUUCAGGGUGUAGUCUGGCAGGUCAGCUCAGAUGAACUGAAAUGGAGAAAUUUUCCCCUGGGAAAACUGCCUGGCCAAACAGAUGAUCCUGAUACCCUGCUAGUGGAUAACUAUACUAUGAUGUCGGCUCUUGACCAGCUGGAGAACGGAGACAGGAAAAGUACCCCCAACAGUGGCUCGUCAGAAUGGUCUGGCUUUCUUGCGGCAGGACUCUUAUGGACCCAGAGCGAGCUUCACAAGUUAAAGAGUGGGAUUCAGCUUUUCUGAGGGGAGAUUCUGUGCCAGCGAUACAACAUAAAGGGAGGCUUUUCUUGCCACUUGAGGAGGAGUGCCGUGCCUGCUCUUUGCAAGUUGUUUUGGUGCAGUGGAGUUAAUUCUCCACACUAGACAGUUCCUCCUGGACAUUUAAGGGUUGUGGAGAGGCGGGCACAGUUAAUCCACACAACAGAACUGCCCACUGUUUAAGCUCAUUCUUGUACUUUAAUAAAACAUUUAAUAUUUUUUG